ACCGGAAGUCUGUUUGAGCACUUCCUCCUGCACUUCCGUGUCUACUAAUCCACUUGUUGAUGGAGUGAAUGAAGAAGGUGUUUUAAAGUCAACUCCCUGUUAUGGCGAAUAUGUCUACCGAGAAAUUGUUUUAAAAGCAGUUGGAAGCUUGUUUUUUGUUCAGUUAGCGCCAUGUUAGGCUUGAGGGAAGCCGGCGUCCUCGGCGUCUCCGUGGCUGUGGCGGGGGGACUGGCCUAUGUCGCCUGGAACUACGCAUCCUUUUCCGGGGAGAAGAAGACCGACGAAAGCCAGCCCGCAGAAGACAACAAGGCCGUGGGAGACGAGGGGAGUGGAAAUGCGGGAAAAACUGCUGUUGGUGCCGACGCGGAACCUGUUGCCGCCGCCGGGAGAGCGCAGAAAGUAUCUGAGCCCAGGCCAGUUAAGUCAGAGGGCACCCAGGUCCUGGUCCUGGGUCUCGAUGGAGCCGGCAAGUCCAGCCUGCUGUACUGCUUGGCCAUCGGCAGCCUGGAUGUGGACUUGGAGCCCACACAGGGCUUCAACGCUGUGUGCAUCAACAGGGAAGACCUGCAGGUGGACUUCCUGGAGAUUGGUGGGAAGGCGGAGCUAAGACCUCACUGGCACAGGUACAUGUCCAAGGCUCUGCUGAUGGUUUUUGUGGUGGACUCGUCCGCCCCGCACCUCUUCGCCGUCGCCAAGACGCUGCUACAUGACCUCCUGACCUCGGACCCCGGCCUGCCGCUGAUGGUGCUGGCCAACAAACAGGACCUUCCGGACGCUUGCGGCAUCACCGACCUUCACGAGGCCUUGGAGCUUUCCCGCGUGGGAGACCGCAAGCUGUUCCUCAUUGGCACAUGCGUGAAGAAAGGGGAGGCGGAGCUUAGCUCCGGCGUUCGGGACGCUCGAGAGCUCAUCAUCCAGUUGGCCGGCUGCAAAUAAAAGUCACAAAUCAUUUCGAGUUUUAUUUUCUCAACACAACUGGAGUUUGUUAUCCAUUCAAAUCUUCAUUGGACCUUUUUCACAACUUUGACAAACACAUCAAAGAUGUCAUAUAAACAUGAAUGAUGUCAUAUGAAUACAAGUUUUUAUUUUUCUACCAAAACCUUUCAACACAAGCACAUAUUUUUUACUUUCCUAAAAGUCUUUAAACUACAUGAUUUCAUAUUGUUCCCUAAUACUCAUUCCAACCGCUAGGAGGAGCCAAAGUCAAAGGCAACAGCAGGGAAGAAAGCACACCAAACUUUUGGAAUGUAUUUUUACACCACUUUGCAAUAUUUCUCGACAAAUAAAGGGCGAUAUAUUUUUACAACGGCUUUGUUUUAGUUGUAUCACAUGUUUUCUUAGACGUAUUUAAAUAGUUGUCUUCAUGUAUACUUUUUCUUUGUGUGGAGUGUGUACUAUUGCUGCAAAUGUUAACACUUUGAUAUUUUGGAAAUGUUGAAUAAAAAUGUUAGCAAAAUCA
Messenger RNA from Nerophis ophidion (straightnose pipefish), 1459 nucleotides. RefSeq names its product ADP-ribosylation factor-like 9 (gene arl9). Gene Ontology annotation, molecular function: GTP binding; GTPase activity. NCBI's taxonomy places the organism in Eukaryota, Metazoa, Chordata, Actinopteri, Syngnathiformes, Syngnathidae. The transcript is spliced from 4 exons. The record is from RefSeq and is a predicted model, not a curated record. The coding region runs from base 172 to 936 and encodes 254 amino acids.